This is a messenger RNA of Meleagris gallopavo (turkey), 513 nucleotides long. The record is from RefSeq and is a predicted model, not a curated record. NCBI's taxonomy places the organism in Eukaryota, Metazoa, Chordata, Aves, Galliformes, Phasianidae.
CCCAUAAUCCCCCACACUCCCACCAUGGGGAACAGCCGCAGCGGCGCUCUAUCCCGCGAGGUCCUCCAAGAACUCCGUGCCUCCACGCGUUACACGGAGGAGGAGCUGAGCCGUUGGUACGAAGGAUUCCAACGCCAAUGCCCUGAUGGCCGCAUCCGCCGUGAUGAAUUCGAACGGAUUUACAGCAAUUUCUUCCCGAAUUCGGAUCCCCAAGGCUACGCCCGCCACGUCUUCAGGAGCUUCGACACCAACGACGACGGCACGUUGGAUUUUAGGGAGUACAUCAUAGCUCUGCACCUCACCUCGUCCGGGAAAACCCACCUGAAACUCGAGUGGGCUUUCUCCUUGUUCGAUGUGGAUCGCAAUGGGGAGGUCAGCAAGAGCGAGGUGUUGGAGAUCAUCACGGUGAGGCUAUGGGGAGGUUGGGGGGGACUAUGGGGUCUCUAUGGGUGUGUUGGAGGUCAUUACGAGGAGUAGCCGCUAGGGGGCGCUGUGAGGGUCUACGAGAGUCCA